Messenger RNA from Nerophis lumbriciformis (worm pipefish), 663 nucleotides. The record is from RefSeq and is a predicted model, not a curated record. Lineage: Eukaryota; Metazoa; Chordata; Actinopteri; Syngnathiformes; Syngnathidae.
AUGGCUUCCGUCCUCUCGGCCGCCUUCGUCCUCUUGUUGGCCCUGAUCGGUCCCGUCGCCACGGUCAGUAACCUCGAGGAUUACGCCGGAGACGAGGCGGAGCGGACGGCCGGUGAAAACCUCGUGUUCGAUGACUACCGGGGCAAAGGGUGCGUGGACGACAGCGGUUUCGUGUACAAACUCGGGGAACGCUUCUACCCAGGCCACUCCAAUUGCCCCUGCGUGUGCACAGAGGACGGGCCGGUGUGUGACCAGCCCGAGUGCCCCAAACUUCACCCCAAGUGCACCAAAGUGGAGCACAAUGGCUGCUGCCCCGAGUGCAAGGAAGUUAAAAACUUUUGCGAGUAUCGAGGGAAAACGUACAAAAUUCUGGAAGAGUUUAAGCCGUCACCUUGUGAAUGGUGUCGCUGCGAGCCAAAUAAUGAGGUCCACUGUGUGGUGUCCGACUGCGCUGUCCCAGAGUGCGUCAACCCUGUCUAUGAGCCAGAGCAAUGCUGCCCCAUCUGUAAAAACGGUCCAAAUUGCUUCGCUGGCUCGACCAUCAUCCCAGCUGGAAUUGAAGUAAAAGUGGACGACUGCACCAUCUGCCGCUGCCACAACGGAGAUUGGUGGAAACCGGCUCAGUGCUUGCGGCGUGAGUGCCUCAACGGCCAGUCAUCGUAG